Molecule: messenger RNA, 1763 nt
Organism: Sceloporus undulatus (fence lizard)
Lineage: Eukaryota; Metazoa; Chordata; Lepidosauria; Squamata; Phrynosomatidae
Gene: SYNGR3
Product: synaptogyrin 3
Exons: 5
Coding region: 1-690 (229 amino acids)
Cellular component (GO): neuromuscular junction; synaptic vesicle membrane
Source: RefSeq, a predicted model, not a curated record
AUGGAAGGCGCCUCCUUCGGAGCCGGUCGGGCCGGGGCAGCUGUGGACCCCCUGGAGUUCCUCCAGGGCCCACAUCAGUCACUCCAACUUUGUAAAUGGAUCUUUGCCAUUGUCGUCUUCGGCUCCAUCAUCAAUGAGGGAUACGUUAAUACUGACAAGUCACCGAUGUUACGGUGCAUCUACAACGCCAACGAAAGCGCCUGCAACUACGGAAUCACCAUCGGCCUCAUUGCCUUCUUGGCUUGCAGCCUCUUCUUGGUGGUGGACCUCUACUUCCAGCAGAUCAGCAGCGUGAAAGACCGGAAACGCGUUGUCCUUGUGGACCUUGGCUUCUCAGGCUUCUGGUCCUUCCUGUGGUUCGUGUCCUUCUGCUUCUUGGCCAACCAGUGGCAGCGGACGGCACCCAGUAGAGAAGCGUCGCAUGGUGGAGAUGCUGCCAGGGCAGCCAUUGCAUUCUCUUUCUUCUCCAUCCUCUCCUGGGUCGCCCUGACUGUAAAGGCCCUCCAGAGAUACAAGAUGGGGACCGACAUGUCUCUCUUCGCCACAGACCAGUUUCCUCCUGACCCCAACGCUGGAUAUCCCGGGUACCCCACGGGGAGUGGCGUCGAAAGCACGGAAACCUACCAGAGCCCUCCUUUCUCGGAGACCUUGGACACGAGCCCCAAAGGCUACCAGGUGCCGGCGUACUGAAAAGGCUGAGGUUUUGGGGAGGGCAAGGCGGGCGUCCCAUGUGGUUGUAUAGCAAAUGGGAAGCCAGACCCAGAGAGAAAUGGGCCAGGUUCCCUUCUAUGGUGCAGUCAUAGUCAACUGGUUGGUUGCAAAUGUAUUCAGAGUACUUUUCCUUUCCUUUCCUUUUUUUAAAUGUGGCAAGUUAUGUGCUGGGUUAAACUUACUCUUAGCUCAUGGUGCAGUGAAUUCUGUACAGUGGUAUUGGUUCUUGUCUUACCUGUCCAAGGGUCUUUUUUUAAAAAGAAUAUAUAUAUACACACACAUACAUACAUACAUAAAUACAUAUAUAUAUAUAUAUAAAACGAAAAACAAACAAACUUAACAGUGUUCCCUCUAAGCAUGACAUUCUAGGACGGUUGCUACUCUAUUCCAGUGUCUUUGUUCAUGUGGCCAUUUUGCUGGAAGCGCACAUGAAAACUGGCCAGAGGUCAGCCUCUUUGAAACCUUCCCCAAAUCAGUAGAUGCUUUAUCUCGUCUUCCAGGGCUAACCCCAAAAAAUCAUUCCCACAUUUUUUAUUGAAGAGACUUUCCUUUCCAUUCUGCCUUCUUCCCCCCCCCCCCCCCCCCAAUAACCUUAGCAAAUGUAGCCUGGAUUAUUUCCCCAACCUCUCCCUAUCCCCCAAAGAAAUGUGCCAAAUCUAAAGCCAAAAAAUAACAGUUGUGUUAUUUUUCUGUGUGCGUAUAUAUAUAAUUAUACAAUUCCUGGAUUAUGUGAGUGAAUAUAGGCUUGCAUGCUUUAGCUUUGCAGUUCUGAUAACCCAGGUGGCGUUGGUUCAGAUGGAUUCAGGGCAUAAAAUAAAUUGAAUUUUUGCACUCAGGACAGAAAAAAUUCCAGCACUGGAAUGGCAAUCAACAAAAGCUGCUUAGCAGAGAGAGAGAUAGCAUUGUGGCAGAUCAGAAAAAUAAAAAUAGGGCUAGCAGAAGGUAGCACCCAUCCCAUAGCAUCCAACCAAACACCUGAGUGCCCUGGACAGGCCCAAGAAUUCCUACAUCUCUUCCAUUUUAGUAACAUUGCAGGUAAUUUUGGUGGAAAA